This is a messenger RNA of Coregonus sp. 'balchen', 9410 nucleotides long. The record is from the annotation of a GenBank genome assembly. Lineage: Eukaryota; Metazoa; Chordata; Actinopteri; Salmoniformes; Salmonidae.
GGUAAAAGGCUGAGUAUGACAUCUUCAUUUAUCCAACAUCUUUGUUGUAUAUGUUUCACUGUCAAAUACUCUCCCAUUCGCGCAGAACGAGGUUUAUCAACAAGUGGGACACCUGUAAAACUAUAUUUUGGAACCGUGUACAGCAGCCGUCAGCAUUGAAAGUAAGUAGACAUAGGAGUCUGGAAUGUAUGUAGAUCAUGGAUAUAUCCAUAGCAUUAUGCUGUGUGUAUGUUUGCCAAUAAUCACAUUUUUCAAACCUGAGCUGUCAGAGAUUCAGACCAAAUUAUGAAACUGUCGUGCGCUAAACUUCCUGCGUAUGCAGCUAUUUUGUCUCGAGCUCAUGCUGCUUGUAACAUUGUAGCAAACUGUUGUUAUUAUUAGCUUGCUAGCUUAGCUGUGCUACAAUGUUGGAAGGACUAACACAACAGAUAACCCUUAUCCUAACGUUCUCAGGAAUGUCACAACAAAUGAUAUGGAACGUUUUCCAAGAAUCUACGUCACAAUAUUUGUCAUGAACUGUAAUGGUUCGCUACACUACAAAUUUCUUGCUGUUGGAAGACACACCCUCCACAUUUAUUUAUCGCACUUCCGUGCAUCGGACGGGGUGGCACAAGCGUUGAUCACGCCAGUCAGUAGAAUUAGCUAAACAACAUUCUCACGAUUCGAGGAGCGUCUAUGACAGCCCAGCCGUGAAUGAUACAGUAUGUUAUGUCUUUUCGGAAAAUGUAUCGAAACCGAAGGGCUAUCGAAGCACCGGAUUGUGGUAAACAAGCAACAUCAAGGUGAGGUGCCGCGAUUUCUCUUCGGUCUCUGCUAUACGGGUUCCUUGGGACGGUCCUACUCAAUUGAAGUGGAAGUUUAAAACCGUUAGGUAGGGACCUCACAAGGAUCCCAGAUUGCGACCAUUUCUCUUCUCUCACACAGCCGCCUGCGGAGACGGUCCAAAUAGCGCAUGCGCAUAUAUUUUUUUACAUUUACAUUUUAGUCAUUUAGCACACGCUCUUAUCCAGUGCAUACAUAAAAAAAAAAAAUCAUACUGGCCCCACGUGGGAAACCAACUGAGCUACAUGGGACCCUUGUAAAAAGUCAUUUGAAUGCCAUUGCUCCUCAUGUAAUUUUAGUCAGUAUACAUAUAUUCCAGCCAGUAUAAAGAUAUAGGCUACUGCAUACAAGGGUGAAAUAAAUAGCACAUCUAAUGUUCUAUUUCACUGCAUGUCAGUGGAGGCUGGUGGGAGGAGCUGUAGGAAGACGUGCUCAUUGUAAUGUCUGGAAAAAAGUAAAUGGAGCGGAGUCAAACGUGGUUUCCAUAUGUUUGAUGUGUUCAAAACCGUUCCAUAUAUUCCAUUCCAGCCAUUACAAUGAGCCCGUCCUCCUAUAGUCCCUCCUCCAGCCUCCUCUGCUGCAUGUUCUCUUUUGCUCACAGGACCAACAAUACAUCCUGAAGUUACAGAAUGGCUUUGGCUCUCACAGCAUGGAUGUGGUAUCCUCUCUCUGUCCUAUAGUGUAUCAGGUCAGGUUUUACAGAUGCUUUGAACAGUUUCUAAUGGACCUACAAUCUCAGGAUAUCUCAGAAUAAGCUCCUCUAAUUUACCAGGGUAGGAACCAAGACCCUGUGGAUUUCAGAGUAACGUUACACCAUUUUACCCAAGACCUACUUUCGAGAGGCAGAGGGCGUGCAUUGUCUAAGUGGGAAUGGGGAACUGGUGUUGUCCUGCUGCUAGUCCCUGUGACAAUGUGGAGGAAAGAAGUGGGUUACUUCAUGGGGGUGUCAAGGAUCCAGCAUCCUCCUCAGAAUGUGGAGAGGUCGCUGGAUUCCACAAUGGUUCCAAAGCAGAUUCUGAAGUGAGGUAAGAUUAUGACUCAACACUGCUAUUGGUUACCUAAUUAAAUCAGUCAUGUUUUUUAUUAUCUUGAUUGGACUGCAAUCAAAACCCACUGGGCAAAAACUGGUUGAAUCAACAUUGUUUCCAGGUAAUUUCAACCCCAAAAAACAAUGUGAUGGCAUUGAAUCAAUGUGGAAACUGAUUGGAUUUGCAAAAACCAUCAACAUAAGGGCAUUUCGUAUUUUUUUUCACCCAACUUCUAACCUAAAUAGUUAGUUGACAACUCAACCAAAUGUAAAUCAAAACUGGACGUUGAACUGACGUCUGUGCCCAGUGGGAACACACCACUUGAAUCAACAAGUCAAACCAUUGGCAAACACAUGAAGCACUUGUAGUCUCCCAUACUUUUGCCUGGUAGUACAUGUAUUUUGAAACAUGUUAGUUUUGUUUCCAUGGAUGGUUUGUCGUAGGAAAGCGGGAGGAGACGAUGCAGAGGAAAAUAAAGAGAAAGAGGUGGCUGUUGUGACUGUGCAGGUGUGGCGCAGUGUCUCUCCCAAAACCAAUAGAAAGGAAGACACUGCCCAGCCCCAGACUAUAGAGAAGAAUGGACUCCUCCAGACAGAAGACAGAGAGGAUGAAGAACCCUCUCCCAUCACAGACACUGGACUCAUAGCAAACUCCAUCCUUACAGCACUGGACAAAAGCACUGAGGAUAUAGCCACAGAGAGCACAAAUGUAGAAGCUCAGAUUUGCACUUCAGAUCCUCCCCAGGGUCCCCAUAAGGAAGAUGCCCGAGGAGGAGGAGAUGCAGAGAAGGUCCCGGCUGAGAUAGAAGCUGUUGCUGAGCAGACCUCCCCUGUGGUCCAGAAUGAACACUCGGAUAAUAUAACAAUUACACCCGAUGCUAAGGACAAAUGCCCUGAAGCCUUCUCCCUCAAAGCUGAGAUACCAGUAGAAUCCAUUACCUCUGAAACUGUGGAUGAGGUUUCAACAAUACCCCUCCACAAUGCGGUGGAUGUACUGUCAGAGCCAGAGAAGUGUUGUCUUGGCACUGUGGAGGUCACAUCUCUCCCAGACACCCAGCUCACCCCACCAGAGGCCUCUGAGGAGGCAGCAUCUACUGACAGUGUCCCUCACUUGCCCUCAUCUCCAUCUCCCACUAGGUAAGUCACACGUCUAUGGCUAAAACGGCUAUAGCUUCAGUUCAAACCAUUGGGACUUUAUGGGUGACUCUUUGUGUAUUUACAGUGUGUAUUUCAUACAUCUUUCCUCCCUGUCUUCUCAUGUAUAGUACUGUGAUAAAGGGGGUUGAUGAUAAAGAGAAUAGGAGCUCUGUAGCGCACCUAGAUGAUAGUCCACAGGAUCCAGAGGCCUCUCCUGCUUUAACAGAAGCUACAGAGCCCACCCAGAAUGGUCUGGUUCCUCUAAACUUCACUGGCCUAGUGAAGGAACCAGUGAAAAUGUGUCCCUCUAAGACCAGCAACAGGUGAGUAGACUCAGAUUUACAAUGGAAAUGUUCGUUAUCACAACUCAUUGAAAUAAACGGAAUUAAAUAAACGGUAUAAAAAUGUUGUAAUUUCCUUUGCAACCAUUAGGGGGCAUCCAAAGACCAUAAAAGUAAUAUCACGCAAUGGGAUUUGAGCAGGUGCUGAAAAAAAUAACUACUUUCAACCAUCUCUGUGAUGUAAUAUCGAAAGGAAUGCAGUCCUUCAUAUCCUAAGAGUGAAGCAAAAAAAAAAUUCAACCCUCCAGCUGAGGUUUCCUAUACGACCAUGAUUAAUAGUGAACUGAGUUUGAGUGAUAGGAAUUAAUUACUUUGAGUGGUCCACAUUACUUUUCUCCUGGAAAGGCCUUUCAAAUCUCUACACCUAUGGCUUUCCACUGUUAUUUUGAGUGUGAUUUGAUCUAUGUUUCCUGCUGUGAACAUACAUACAUUAUUCCUCAAAAGGUAGAUUAAAGUAUCAUCUUCUACAGUUGAACAUUAGAACGGUACUAACAUUGUGCCUUGCCUGAGGCCAGACUGUACAAGAGGAAUGUGGUUUAAGAACAUAAGACCAUGACAGUAGAGAUGUUCUUCUCAUGAAAUUUAGGGUGCGAUGCCUGCCUGUAUAACGUAAAGUGUAAACGCAUGCAAUUCAUAGAAUGGCUUUAUCGACUUCUCUCCAGUCAAAACUCCUGUGAAGAAGAGAAGGAAGGUAUCCAGUGUGGAUUGACUGAAGUCCCAUCUUUGGAAGACCUCUUAGAUGAAGGAGAGGAGGAAGAAGUGCCAGAAACAAAGGAACAGAAGGAAAAGGAGGAGAUGAAGGAGAGUGCUGCUGCAGGAGCCAUGACAGGGGAUGAGACUGGAGGGGAGGAGGUCCAAAAAGGAGAGGCCCUUCGGGGGCCCAGCACCUCAGCUGAUUUGGAGGUGUUACCAGUGAGGGAGGGAGAUGGUCCUGCUGGGGAGGAUCUGGGAGUUAGGUUUGUCAAAGUCUCUCUUUGUACCGCAGAACUGACUGCAGAUCAGUGUCAAUGUCACAUAAUUGAAGCAAAAUUAUUGUAUAUUAUUUGACAUGUUAAUAAUAACAUUAUCAUUAACUAUCUUCCGCUUCUUAGCGAGGAAGACCUGUAUCGAGGAGCUGAAGAGCUCCCCCAGGGGCCAGUCAAACAUGCAGGACCGGAGCCACUGUUUGAAAUCACACGUCAGUCACUUUCAGAUUUCCUUUGUGUCUCCUUUAAUGGUAUACCCACAAAUAUUUUGAUUUAAUAUUAAUAUUCUCUUUCUCACUAUUCUCUCCCUAUCUCAGUUCCAAAGGUUGAGGACAGAUGCAGUCUGGAGCCGACGUUGGAUAUUAUGUCCUACAGUGAGAGAGAGUGGAAGGGAAACACUGCCAAAAGUACCCUUAUUAGAAAGGUCAGUUGAUUAGCCAGUUACUAUGAUCUUAUAUUUUAAAAAGGAAAUCUGGGAUUGGUUAUUUCAUUUUUUGACCUUUAAAGAUGGAAUCCGCAGUAGGGGGAAAGGGCGCCACUGACCGCCCCACCACCCCUGUUUUUGUUGCCAAGGUGAAUAUUUAGGACAUUCUUACAAGAUGACGAUUCAUGCUAGUUUGCUCUUCCUGUCUGGUCCCAGGGUUACACUGAGUUGUCUCAGAGGUUUGGGAGCCUGAGACGGGUGAGAGGAGAUAACUACUGUGCCCUCCGAGCCACUCUGUUCCAGGUGCUCUCCACCAGCACCCAGCUGCCUGUCUGGCUGCAGGAUGAACACAUCUCCAUGGUACACAAUGCUUGCAUAACUAACGCUGUGUACACUCUGACACUUUUAUAUAAGUCAUAAUGCCUCAUACUGGCUAUACCUACGACCCCAGUAUAAAGCUAAGUGGACAUUAGCUGCCUGAUGGUCAGUGUGGCUUGCCGUUAUAGUCUGUUGUAUUUUGGUCGCAUUCAUUAGUGCACACCGUAGCAAAACAUUUUGCAAUGCAAAACAAACAUGUGCAUUUCUUAUUAGAUAAGUUCAAGGAUGUCCCUCCCUGUUUUAAUCAGUUUUCUUCUGUUUGGUGCAUAAUGCAUACAACCCUGUUUCUUCUCCACAGUGGCUGGAGGAGCUGGAGGACCUGAUAGGCCAGUGGAUGUUCCCCUCAGAGUGCAGACAGAGGGAGGGAAGAGAAGACGCCGUCCAACAGCUCAAACGCUACAUGAAACUCCUCCAGAACAGGGUACCGCCCAUGCCUUCCUUACCCAGCCCUAUGCACUGUACGCUUUGUAAAGACUCAAACACCAAUGUCUUUUCUCAGAUUUUCAAUGCAGAUGUAAGUGAUUCCCAAACCUUAUGGUUGUAAUUAUGAACACAUGGAAGAGGGUUUUAAUGGCAGUUUUAGAGCAGUUUGUGGUAUACUGCACUGACUGUACCCUCCCUUGCGGAUUGCUGUGUUUUAUUGAAGCAGCCUAAUAUUAAACAGAAGGAGAGAGGAUAGAUUGAUCCUCAGUCUUCAGGAAACAGUUUAAUACAUCUGUGGGGAGUAGACUGUAUCGCAACAUGAGACCUCUGGCUGGCAUCUAGCUGGCUGGCAUCUAACAGCCUAUUCCACCUCUGGAGGAAUUCUGUUCUUGAUUACACUCUACACUUCAAAGACUUCUCCCUCUGUCGUUAGAUGGUUGGUAGCUGUACCCUAGCAUCACCAACUAAUGGGAAAAUGGUGCAUACUGUCACCUUCAUAUUAUGGUGACAACUGACUGACACUGAAGUCAUGAAUUGCGAGAUAAGAGCAGUAUGAUAUCCAGCCAUACUAAUGUUGACAGUGUGUGUGUGUGUGUGUGAAUUGCAGUCGAGAAAAUAGCAAUAAUUCAAUAUACAUGCAGUAUAUGAUUUCCAGCCAUGGUGAUGUUGACAGUAUGUGGCGUGUGUGUUGUUGUGCCCAGUGGCAGGCGGCGGUGGGCUGCUCCAGCGCGGAGGAGAGACUGCGUCUGUGUGAGCGUGUGUUCCAGGGAGGGGAGGAGGAGCUGGGCCUGCUGGAGGCUCUGAAGCUCCUCAUGCUGGGCCGGGCUGUGGAGCUCCACACCACCAUGCAAGAGGGAGGGGACGUGCCUGUCUUCUGCUGGCUGCUCUACGCACGCGACUCCUCCGACUGCCCACGCACCUUCCUCUCCAACCACCUGAGCCAAGUGGGAUUCAGCGGGGGGCUGGAGCAGGUGAGCACCCGGUUGCUGUGAUGACAUAGAACACACAAACAUGGUCCCCUGUACAUACUUUAUGCCAAUAGAACACACUAAAAUGGUCCCCUCCCCUGUUCAAAUGAACAUGUAUUCAUACUUCUGUAAACACUGUAUAUACAUAAGCCCAAGCACUCUCUCUAAUGGGGUUUUCAUAGGCAUCAAUUAAAUGUCUCUCAAUGUUAUAAGUAGCACACUUUCAGUGUUGGGGAGUAGUGAACUACAUGUACUUCAACUGGUAAUUUAACUACAUUUUGCAGGAGCUUGGUGGUAGUUGAAGUAAAUUAAAAUCUUGAUAGUGUUUUCAGUAGUUAAUGACGUUAUUGCCAUGUAGAGGGGUAGCUAACUACUGGAACUACACUACUUUUUUUGCAAAAUGAAAAUAAACUAUGGGUGAAGUUGACAUGUCCUUUCGUUUUCAACAUCAGACCUGCCUAAUUCUAACUUGAAACAUAUUUUUUUUUAAUAGACUGAUCUGAGAAUUAUCUGUUCUUGCAAUUUGUACUCUAUGACAUUUCAGAUUUACAUAUUAUACUUUUUCACAAAGUAUUUUGGAUGUAGUGAACUACUUUUUCAAAGUAACUUUAGUUAAGUAAACUAUAUUUUUCUUAAAGCUGCAAUAUGUACCUUUUUGGGCGAACUGACCAAAUUCACAUAGAAAUGGUAUGUUUCAGUAGUCCAUUGUUGAUAUAGUCCCAAAAUGUUUUGCUUGUCAGUAGUCAAGGUUUCAAGAAAUCUGGCCCAUAUGAUGCUGUGUUUUGCAUCAUACGGAUCAGAUUUCUUUAUUUUGAAAGUUGCAUAUCUUGAAAACUUGAUUGCUGACAAGCAAAACAUUUUGGGACUAUAUCAACAAUGGCCUAAUGAACGUUUUUGGGUGGAAUUUUCCUUUAAGGGUAGCUUUAGUGUAGCUUAACUUCUUCCAGUGUGAAGUAAUUGGUAGCUUGGUAAACUAUAUUUUCCCCAACACUGCAGUCUUUCCUGGUAGUUAAAUUAAAUUGGUGAUAAACCAGGAUCAUUUGGCUUUUUAAGUUGGUAUUUUAGCUGUACUUUUCCCAUCCAAACCAUCAGUGAAGUGGUACCAUUUAGCCGGUAGUCAUACUCAAUGCUGAGCAAAAACAAGAGGAUACAGUAGGAUGGGUGUGUUUUAGCUUUCCCACAAACCAAACCUUGAAGUCUAACAUGCACACACUUGCUCUGUACCAUCUGUUCUUAUGUCCUCAACAGCAGUUCAGCCUAAGCCUCAGGGCUUUUCUGGUUUGUUCAGUGACUCUUGGGAAGGUCAGAGCAGGCCAGAGAUGAACAUUCAUUUGAGUUUGUAUUUUAAGCUUAGCAUCAAUGACAGAGCGGUGUAUCAGGGAAGAAUGUAUAACACAGUAUGGGCUCGAUUCAAUUCAGAGCUAUAGCGCAAUAGAAGUUUAAAGGCAAUGUACCCGUGUUCGUGGAGACUGCAUUCACGUAAAUGCUGCAAUAUGUUGGCUCAAUCGGAAAUUACCAUAAUUUAAUUUGCGCUAUAGCGCUCAACUGAUCAGAAUAAACCAAAAUUCGAGCCCUAGUACUUUUAAGAGGCUUCUACUGAUAAGUUCAUUUUCAAAGUCCUCAAACAAUGGAUCCAAUACUGAUCCAUGCCAAUACUCCCACUAACUCUCAAUACCCAAUUUUCAAAAACAUAUGUAAUAAUGAUUUUAUAAAUAUAAAGCAUCAACUCCCUAUCUCAUUGGUUCCUGAGUGUAGGUGGAGAUGUUUCUGCUGGGGUAUGCCUUGCAGUGCACCAUCCAGGUCUACAGACUGUACAUGGCACACACAGAGGAGUUUGUCACCUAUUUUCCCGACGACCAUAAGGAAGACUGGCCCUGUGUAUGUCUGGUCACAGAGGAUGACCGCCACUACAACGUCCCAGUGGGCCAACCCAAUGGACUCCAGGUCCCAGAAGACCUCACUGCAAGCUGAUUGGACUUGAAGUCCCUGAUUUGCCACUGAAGAAGAAGCUCAUGGCAGGCAGAACAGAGAGCACUCCUCAUGUUGACUGGGUGAACACUGAACAUAUUCCUGCCUAUUGGCAUUAUGGCCCCAUUUACACCUGGUGAAAAAUAGCUUUUGGAAUCUGACUAGAACUGAUGAUUGAAUAGAUAUCAGUUCACAUGUUCUGUAUCACCAUCACAGGAUGCAUUUUUUUUUUAUAGCAGGUGUAAAUGGGUACUAAUGGGUAGAAAUGGUUACUAAAACAUCCAUAAAGGGUGAGAGCAGAGUAGGCUACAGUACGCAGAGGUCGAUUCCUCACAGCAUAUUUUGGCAUUGUUUGACACCGAAACCAUGACCCUGAAUCAAUUUUAGCUACCAGUUAGUUAAUGGUACUCAAAUUUAGAAGAACAACUCAAUGAAAUACACAAUUAUUGCAUUUUGAGGCAUUUGUAAGGUUAGCAGUGACUUAUUUGGAGAUGGGCUUAAACUAGAGUACAGUAGGGAGGAGUUUGUUUGAUCAUUUUUCUGUGCGUCAGUGGCAUGCUUGGUCUCUGCUUGCUGCCAUACGCUCGAGUGAAGGUGUGGUCUUAUUUCGAUAUGUAACAUGUUGCCUUUAACCAAGGUGCUCUUGGAGAAAAUGCAUUGUGCCAAUGUUGUUGCAAAAUCCAGAUACUGGCAACAGUUUCCUGGUUCAUUGUCAAACCACCAGCCUCUGAGUUGGGUUCUACAUAUGAAGCCUGACUUGGUCCUCCAUGUUGCCUUAAGUCACUUAUGCACAAUAUGGGUGAAAAUUGGUGAUUACUGCCUGGAGACCAUUUUGGAAGAAAAGGUUCAAAGCUAACACUGAUUAUACCACUUGGGUAAACACUUUUCUACAGUGUUCAAUUUGUGCAGUAUGAUUGCAGAGUUUAAAUGAAAUAAAAUCAAUAUUUUCAAAAUAAA